Lates calcarifer (barramundi perch) is the source of this 4773-nucleotide messenger RNA. RefSeq names its product synaptopodin 2-like b (gene synpo2lb). Gene Ontology annotation, biological process: positive regulation of actin filament bundle assembly. The transcript is spliced from 5 exons. Gene Ontology annotation, molecular function: actin binding. Bases 163 to 3858 code for a protein of 1231 amino acids. Lineage: Eukaryota; Metazoa; Chordata; Actinopteri; Centropomidae. The record is from RefSeq and is a predicted model, not a curated record. Gene Ontology annotation, cellular component: Z disc; nucleus; actin cytoskeleton.
AAGCCAGCCUCCCCCCUGUCUCCUCAUGGGUGGGGUGAUUUGCCGUGGUCACAGAGAGACAGAAGCCUCAUGCUCACUCAUUGAUACUUGCAGAGUUUGAGGAAUUGAAGAAGGGGAGCGCGACAUAUACACCCUCAUACACACAGCAGGCUGUGAGCGGGGAUGGUAGCAGAGGAGAUUGUGGUCUCCCUCUCAGGAGGAGCCCCGUGGGGCUUCAGGCUGCAGGGAGGAGCAGAGCAGCAAAAGCCUCUACAGGUGGCCAAGGUUCGCAGGCGCAGCAAAGCCUGCAGAGCUGGACUGAAGGAGCACGAUGAGCUGGUUGCCAUCGGCGACCAUAUGUGUGCAGACCUCAGUCAUGCUCAGGCCAUGAGUCUCAUAGAUACACAGAGCGCUACACUCAGCCUCAGGGUUAAAAGGGCUCCCUCUGGCUUCCACUCCUCAUCUUACUCUGGUCGCUCUGCAUCACCCCGCUCCUCCAUGAGGGUCCUGUCUCCCCCCGUGGCCUCCUUGCCCUCCCACUGUCCCUCUAUCCUCUCCCCCACUGGGAUACCAAGAGGCAUCACUUCCCCUCCGGACAGCGAAGCCUACUAUGGAGAAACAGACAGUGACGCAGACACACAGUCUCACACUCACCGCCGCCAACGCCGCACACCUCCUCAUGCACGCUCACCUGCGCGCUACGACAAUCAGGAAGAGGAGGAGAUCUCAGAGAUGAGUGGGUAUGAGAGUGCUACAGAUGCAGGGGUUUCCCUGCAGGGGCAGUGGGAUGGUCAGUGUCUUGCUGGCGUCCCUCGCCGAGAACUAAUCUACCAGCCCCCCCAGACAGAAUGGACCACUCCAGCACACACCCCACAUACUCUGACCCCUCACUCACUCACCCCGACCCCUGAUCAGGGGUUGGUGGAAGCGGAGGGAGAAGGUGACAGCGGCUUCCAGGAGGCGGGGGGCUGCAUUGCGCUGACCUGCCCACCCCUAGUGUCUCCUGAACGGGCGAAAGAGGCUCUGAUGUUGGGCUCUAGUAAACAACUUGUGCCCAUGGUGGGACCACAGCAGACCCCUAUCAGUGAUGAGCUCUCCACCACCUACAUGGACAAAGCAAGGCAAGCCAAGUUACAGCGUGGGGAGAGUUUGGUGGAGAAACAGGUGAAAGAAGCUCGUACUAAAUGUCGCUCUAUUGCCUCUUUGCUGACUGAUGCUCCCAACCCCAACUCAAAAGGGGUGCUUAUGUUCAAGAAGCGCCGGCAGAGGGCCAAGAAGUACACACUGACCUGCUUUGGCAAAGCGGAGGGAGAUAGAGGAGGGGAGACAGAAGGCGAGACAGGUGGGGAGACAGAGGAGGAAGGAGGAAGUUCUUUCUUAAGUGGAUCAGAAGUUGAUGAAGAGGGAUUCUCAGCAUCAUUUGACCCUACGUGGGAUUCCGGUUAUCUAGACCUGUUAGACAGGAGAAGCUCUGCCUGCCCGUCAACGACCCCAGCAACUCCAACGACACCAACAACCAAUCACAGCCCAGGGCUGGACAUCUCAGCCUAUCAGACUCCAGGACUUGUGACCUCUGUCAAUCAAAGCCCAGGGUUGGAGGUUUCAGGGCUGGAGAGCUCGGCCUAUCAGGGUUCAAGGCUGGAGAACAGCGUCACGAAGCAGCCAAUCAGUAACCACCCUGCACACAUGUCUCCCCCAGCUGUGGCUCUGACCAAUGGGGGGUCAGUAGCUGUUAGUCGGGCUAGUGUUGUCCUGAGCCCACCCUCUCAGACACCACUUCCAAGUCACAAUGGGCAACAUGACGGCUCUAAUCCCAGUCCUAACCCUAAUCUUAGUCCUGCCCCAAUCACAGACUCAAACCAUCACCUCAACACCAACCUCAGUCCUAAUCCAGGUGUUCUGAACCGUACUGCACGCCCCUUCACACCUGGACCUACCCCUCCUCGUGCAUCUGUAACCUCUGUGAUGUUUCGCCCUCCCCAACCCAAACCCACAGCCAUAACCAUGGCGACUGAGCCCGUGACCGCCGUGUCCAUGGUGACUAUUCUACCUCCUCACCACCCAUCGGGGUCAGAUGCAAGGAGAGCGGUGUCUAGCACCUCUCUGUACAUCCCUCCAAGAAAUAACAACAGCAACACUCAUCCCUCUGUUAACUCCCCCCCCUCAGCUCUCUCGCCUCCCUCCUCUCUGUCUUCUGCACCUUUCUCUCAGCCUCCUGCAAACCCACACACAUUUUCUCCUCAGCCUGCAGUGCAUGCUUCCCCCUCCACCUCAUUCUCUCCUUCUACAGCUCAAGGUCCCCCAGUCUGCCCGUCACCUGCUCAACCUUUCUCCCCUCCAGCUCCACAGCCAUUUCCCUCUCCUCUUGCUCCUACUUACCCACCUCCCUCCACUUACAUUUCUGCUCCUCCCAUCUCCCAACCACAUCCCACUGAUCUCACUCAGGUCCAUCCUCCCCCUCCCAUCCAGCCUAUUCCAUCUCCAUCUGUCAACCCUUUCAUCAACAUGACAGGUGCAGUGACUCCUGGCUCCCGUGCUGCCACGGCAACCACAUCACCUCCCCAGGCUCCUGCUGCCGAUUCCCUUGCAACACGUGAGCAGCGCAUCUCCGUUCCUGCUGCUCGCACCGGCAUCCUGCACGAAGCCCGUCGUCGUGGCAACAAGAAGCCAAUGUUUUGUGCAGUCCAGAACAAAGAUGUUUCUCCAAACCCGGACCUGCUGUCGAUGGUCCAGAAUAUGGACGACCGCUUUGGGAGAGCCCCGUGUGCAGAAUCUGGAGUUGCACCCAGUGGGGAGGCUGGGCAUGAGUCGGGGCCUGAGGAGGACUGGCUGAAACUGGGGGCAGAGGCCUGCAACUUCAUGCAGGCUCAGCGAGGACCCAGGCCACCCCCCGUAGCCCCAAAGCCGCAAGCCCCUCAGGUGCCACAGCUGGCAGGAAAGGGGGGUCAGCUGUUUGCCCGCAGACAAAGCAGGAUGGAUCGGUAUGUUGUAGAGCGAUCUCCCUCUGUUGCUGCAGCUCCUUACUCUCCUGCCCAGACAAGGGAGCUGUCACCCACUCCUUCUCUUCCUGCCACCUGGAAGUACUCCUCUAACAUCCGUGCUCCACCUCCCAUCAGCUACAACCCCCUCCUGUCUCCCUCCUGUCCCCUGAAGGCCCAGAAGAAACCUGAGGUGAAAAAGUCUGGGCCAGCUGGAUCUAAAGGCCAGAAAGCGGGCAUCAAGCCUGUGGACAUUAUGAGCCACCAACCCUACCAGCUCAACUCCACCCUGUUCAGCUAUGGGGGCGGGGUUCCCCAGGACAUAUCCACCUAUCAGCAGCAGCAGCAGCAGCAGCAGCAGCAGCGAGGAAUGCCAGGUGGUCCUCAGAAAACAGCAAGAGUAUACGAAGUGAAGCGCUUCUCCACACCCCCUCCGACAGGGCCUGCCCUCAAAGUUAUCGUCCCUCGAUCAGCUACGACCCUUGGGGAACCACUGUGGCGCUCUGAUGUCCUGUCUCCUCCACCCGUAGUUGGCCCCGCCCCAUACCAACCCUAUCAGCCUCAACCCCAACCUCACCAGCCUCAGUGGGCCUCUGCCCCUAUGUCUCCCUCAGUGCCUCCUGCCCCUAAUGCCCCACUCCCUCAGCUCCCCACCUUCUCCUCUGCUCCUGCACCAAACCCAGUCCAGUCCCCUACUUUCUCCCACCUUCAGCCCCCCAACACUGCGCAGGCCAACAAGGGGUUUAAGAGCGCUCCGGAUCUGAGUCCCCUGAGUCCCACUGGAGCCUCUCAGCCAGCAUCCAGUGGCACUCAGUUUACCAGGGUACCCAGGCCCAGGUUCAGCACAUCCAACCUGGGUCUGCAGCCUUGCGUCUGGCGCCCUGGAUCCACUAUGCACUGAAUGGAUUCUGAUCCGGACAUAAGAAAUCAGGGCUCUAUGGGAACAAGGAGCCACAUUUUUUGAAAUAGGUCCAUGUGUUUUUAGUAUUGUAAUAUUGUUAUUCAGCGCUGCAGCUUAGGCUUUAUUUGUCACAUUUUAUCACAAUAUCUGUUUGGAUCAGCCACACAUGUAGCACAUUUUAUCACUGACAUUUAAUCUUGUUGACUUCUUUAUCAAAUGCAUUUGCUUAUAGUUGAAGGGAACACUGUGUUUUUCAAAGAAAAUGUGGUGUGGAAACCUGAGAGGUGUUACAAAAAUAGACUGCAGAUGAAAGAACAGGAAGAGAUGCUGGGAAUAAUAAAAGAGCUGUAAAUAUUGUUUUGAAUGAUGAAAGAAUUGAUUUAAAACAGAAAAAGAAGAACAGAGGAUGUGAAAGACAAGACUGAUGAGACUGACUGAGAGAUGUAGUCAAGGAUGGGGAAAAGAUGAAAAGACACCGAUGAAGUGACAUAAUAGAAACAAUGUCUGAUGAGGUGUAAAAGGUACAGAUUCGACUUAUAGCUUGACAAUCUGUAAAAAUCCUGCAGUACCUGUUGCCAUCCAGCAAUAUUAUAUCAGAUAUACUGAAGUACUAAGAAAUUUGAAGUAGCUACUACUACUGUAAUUCCCCUUGUGUAACAUAUAUUCUAAAGAUUUGUGUUUGAUGAUUCUGAGUGUCUUUUUGUAGUUGCACUCUGCAGCGGUGUGUGCUUUGUUUUCUGUAGUUUUUCAUAGGGCGAGGAGCCACAGCUGUCACGAAGAGGGGAAAAGCCUUUUACAGUAGACUUGAUUUCUGAUCUGCUGAUAUGGAACAAGAAAGGUAUAACGUGUCUGUUUAGCUGUGAUUCUUUUACACAGAGACAUGCGGCUGAAUAAAAAUAGACGUGACUCACCUCA